AUGAUUUCCAGCUACAACGGAGGUCAAGUGCUAUCUCGCUUCCCCGACGAUCUUGCAGGCCCAUCGUCUGGAUGCUCUCCUGCCGGCUCGCAACCACACGACACUUCGGACUUGAUCGACGAUCUCAACGAAUACUUCGCUCAAUUUGGCCUGCGCGAAGAGUACGACCCCUCCGACUAUCAACUUUGCCACACCGACUCAGACUACCUGAUGCAAUGCGACUCUGAUCGCAUUGGCUGCCUCGACUGCACCGACACUCCCGAAGAAGUCGCUCGCGCUAUGUUUCUACAUGCACUCGCAAACGACGUCAGGGAGGCUCUCGAUGACGCUUGGGUUGCCGGUCGUAUAUGGCGCGAAGCACUGGACCGGGAACAGGCGCGUUCCGGCAGCAGGCGAAAUUCAGUGGGCUCGUAUGAUCCACGUUCCGACCCGCAAAUCCUUUUCAACGAGUACUCGCGGAAGCUCCAUGAGGCGAUCAUGCUGUAUAGGAAUUCACUGGGUCUCCCUCGACUUUAUGACGAACAGAAAGCAUGGAUGAAACGCACAAUACAGUUACUCAUCGGUAUGCGUGAGGGUCGUAUCACUGUCAGGGCGUAA
Molecule: messenger RNA, 597 nt
Organism: Schizophyllum commune H4-8
Lineage: Eukaryota; Fungi; Basidiomycota; Agaricomycetes; Agaricales; Schizophyllaceae
Exons: 2
Coding region: 1-597 (198 amino acids)
Source: RefSeq, a predicted model, not a curated record